Molecule: messenger RNA, 315 nt
Organism: Camellia sinensis
Lineage: Eukaryota; Viridiplantae; Streptophyta; Magnoliopsida; Ericales; Theaceae
Source: RefSeq, a predicted model, not a curated record
AUGGCAUACCAUUUAGCACUACCGCCACAGCUCGCAGUGGUGCACAAUGUUUUUCACAUCUCAAUGUUACGGAAAUAUGAGUCACACCCUUCCCAUGUUAUCAACUGGGAAGAGAUUGAUCUCAAUGAAGAUGCAAGUUUUGAGGAAAUGCCUUUAAAGAUUAUGGAUCGACGAGAAAAGAACCUACGAGGCAAAGUCAUCCACUUAGUGCGAGUGUUAUGGCAGCAUUGUGGUAUAGAGGAGUCAACGUGGGAACGAGAAGAUAUGAUACGUGCCAAUUACCCUCCAACUUUCAAGUCUAAAAGUAUGAAUUAA